This is a messenger RNA of Phacochoerus africanus (Common warthog), 2059 nucleotides long. It is a transcript of the gene PRPS1, whose product is annotated as phosphoribosyl pyrophosphate synthetase 1. The record is from RefSeq and is a predicted model, not a curated record. Gene Ontology annotation, biological process: ribonucleoside monophosphate biosynthetic process; purine nucleotide biosynthetic process; 5-phosphoribose 1-diphosphate biosynthetic process. Bases 160 to 1116 code for a protein of 318 amino acids. Lineage: Eukaryota; Metazoa; Chordata; Mammalia; Artiodactyla; Suidae. Gene Ontology annotation, molecular function: magnesium ion binding; ribose phosphate diphosphokinase activity; ATP binding. The transcript is spliced from 7 exons. Gene Ontology annotation, cellular component: cytoplasm; ribose phosphate diphosphokinase complex.
GGCUCCGGGCAAUUUAGAGUCGCGCGCCGGGCGGGAAUGUAAGAUGGCGGAGUAGCGACGCGAAGUGCUUAGUACUGAGUCUCCGGGCCGACUCAAUUCGGAUCUAGGCGGCAGCAGCAGGGAUCACUCAACAAAGAGAGCCUAGGGUAGUUGGCCAAAAUGCCGAAUAUCAAAAUCUUCAGCGGCAGCUCCCACCAGGACCUAUCCCAGAAAAUUGCCGACCGCCUCGGCCUGGAACUGGGCAAGGUGGUGACUAAGAAAUUCAGCAACCAGGAGACUUGUGUGGAAAUUGGCGAAAGUGUGCGUGGAGAGGAUGUCUACAUUGUUCAGAGUGGCUGUGGCGAAAUCAAUGACAAUCUCAUGGAACUUUUGAUCAUGAUUAAUGCCUGCAAGAUUGCUUCAGCCAGUCGGGUUACUGCAGUCAUCCCAUGCUUCCCUUAUGCCCGGCAAGAUAAGAAGGAUAAGAGCCGGGCUCCAAUCUCAGCCAAGCUUGUUGCAAAUAUGCUCUCAGUAGCAGGUGCAGAUCACAUUAUCACGAUGGACCUGCAUGCUUCUCAAAUUCAGGGCUUUUUUGAUAUCCCAGUGGAUAAUUUGUAUGCAGAGCCAGCUGUCCUCAAGUGGAUAAGAGAGAACAUCUCUGAGUGGAGGAACUGCACCAUUGUCUCACCCGAUGCUGGAGGAGCUAAGAGAGUGACUUCCAUCGCAGACCGGCUGAAUGUGGACUUCGCCUUGAUUCACAAAGAACGGAAGAAGGCCAAUGAAGUUGACCGCAUGGUGCUGGUGGGGGAUGUGAAGGACCGGGUGGCCAUCCUUGUGGAUGACAUGGCUGACACUUGUGGGACAAUCUGCCAUGCAGCUGACAAACUCCUCUCAGCUGGAGCCACCAGAGUUUACGCAAUCCUGACUCACGGAAUCUUUUCGGGCCCAGCCAUUUCUCGCAUUAACAAUGCGUGUUUUGAAGCCGUAGUCGUCACCAAUACCAUACCUCAGGAGGAUAAGAUGAAGCAUUGCUCCAAAAUACAGGUGAUCGACAUCUCCAUGAUCCUUGCAGAAGCCAUCAGGAGAACUCACAAUGGGGAAUCUGUCUCCUACCUGUUCAGCCAUGUCCCUUUAUAAUAGAAUAACUUCUGAGGCAUGGAAAAAAUAAAGUGAGCCCCGCCCGUUAUCUUCCCUUGGUAUUUGAUGAAAACCCCAGCAGAAGACCCAGCUUGUUGCAGUGUAGCUUUCUACAUCCCAUGUUGGGUAUAGGAGCGUUUCUCCUAAAUUACAGAACUUUUGAGAUUAACUGCUGGGAUCUCCUACCUGUAUUGUCUUGUCCCAGCUUCUCUGCUCUUGUGAGCCUCCUAGCUUUAACUGCAGACAGCUCAGCUGCAGACACAAGUGCAGACUUUGGAAAGCGUUGUGUAGGGUGUCUGAAUGUCUCUGGGGAAGCUCAGACUACUUUGCAUGUGAAGGCUUCAGUCCCCACCCCACCCCCACCCCCGCCAGACCCCUCCACACAACGUGUGACAAGUUCUCUAAAGUCUCUACUAAACUACAGCAAGAGCCAGGCAGCCCCAACCUAGCUCUGGUCCCUGAGCCCCUGUAGGUAAGGCUAGAGCAGCUCUAGGGCGGGAGCCUGAAGGAAGGCCACCCACCGUGCAGCAAAUGCUUCUUGGGAGGAAAAAGCCUGAUGCUUCACCCUGUGCUUGGAUUCUGUCGCUUGGGUCCUGCUUUGUCCCCAUUCCUUUCCAUUCGGCCUGACCUUCUUUUCCUGACCAAAUGUCCUCUUGGUCCCAAAUGAUCGUUGUGCCAUAGUCUUCUGGAAGGCUUUCCUGCUCUAGAACCUGUAGCAUUUCCAUGAGAUUAUUUCGCUGUAGCUUAAUCUUCCUUUGCCCACGGCCACCGUGGUAGUGGGGGUUAGGUGGUGGUAUAGUGCCUUUUGAUUAAUUUAACUAUUUACCGAUCAUCUUCCUUCUCUUGGAUCUGUUUGGCCUCUCCAAUGACCUGAGAUUUCUGUUAAAAGGUUGAUGUUACUGUCUCCUGUAGAAGAAACUAAUAAAGUGUCCGUGUGAACGUG